AUGGCAACGACCACUUUUAUCCCACAGCUGAGCUCAGCAGAACUCCCGGUUCUGCGAUUAUGCAUCUUGGGCGCACUUGUUUUGCCCUUGCUUUCCGCCGUUGGCCUCUACCUCUGGGUAACGCCGAGCAGUUGGAAAGAUUCUCGGCGGAAGCAUUUACCACCUGGUCCUCGCGGCAUUCCGUUCUUAGGAAACUUCUUCCAGCUUUCCGAUGCAGAGACAUUCCGCUUCAAAGCGCAAGCCUGGGCCAAGCAAUAUGGAGACGUCUUCUACACCAAAAUGGGCGGCUCGGACUAUAUCUAUCUCUCUUCACCUACCGCAGUCAAAGAAUUGAUGGACAAGAAAUCGGCAAUCUAUUCUUCUCGACCACCAGCGCCUUUGGCCAGUGACGUUGCUUCGGCUGGUCGGCGACAGUUGUUCAUGCCAUACGGGCCAAAAUAUCGCGUGGUGAGGAGAAUUGCGCAUUCAUUGCUCAAUAUCACAAUCUCCACAAGCUAUCAGCCAAUCCAAGAUCUCGAAUCAAAGCAGCUAAUGUUUGAUCUGCUACAUGAUCCGGAGCACUUCUACGACCACAACCGUCGCUAUUCGGCUAGCGUCAUCCUAACAGUUGCGUACGGUCAACGGAUGGCGGAUUGGAACAAUCCACUAGUCAAGAAGAUUUAUAGCGUUGUGAACAACUUACAACAGUUCUCAGCUCCCGGAGCGUUCCUGGUCGAUACCUUCCCUACUAUUCGACACUUUCCUCAAUGGUUGUUUGGAAAUUGGAGGAAGUUUGGUGAAAAAUGCUUCGCUCAUGACUCCGUCGUUUAUCUGAAACUUUGGGGCGACCUGAAGAAAGAUGUCGAUGAAGGCAAGGCGAAUUCUUGCUUCGCAAAAGACUUUUACCUCAGCAAUCCUGAGAAGGUGGGUAUCGAUUCGCUGCAGGCGGCCUAUCAGACGGGGGGGCUUGUCGAAGCCGGUUCAGAGACAACCUCGGCAUUCCUCAACUCUUUUAUCCUGGCCAUGGUCCAAAAUCCCCAUGUCAUGAAGAGGGCACAAGAGGAGGUGGAUAGAGUGAUUGGAGAGGAUAGGCUGCCCACGUGGGAGGACGAACCUAACUUACCGUAUCUGAGAGCAGUCAUCAAAGAGUUGCUGAGGACGAGACCACCGAAUAAGUUUGGAAUGCAACAUUAUACGACUGAGGAUGAUUGGUACAACGGGAUGUUCAUUCCCAAAGAAACUGUGGUCGUGUUAAAUUGGUGGGCAAUCAACUAUGACCCGGCUCAUUGGGACAAGCCUGAUGAGUUCAAUCCUGAACGGUUUCUGGGUUACGAUCUUCCCGCAGCUGCAUACAUCAACAUUGCAGACCCCAACGAAAGAGAUCAUUUCUCGUACGGUGCGGGUCGGAGGAUCUGCCCUGGCGUACAUGUCGCCGAAAAGUCUCUUUACCUCAACAUCGCCCGAGUACUGUGGGCAUUCAACAUUUCCAAGAAGAUCGACGCGAGGGGGGAUGUAGUUGAACCAAACGCGGCCAUGGUACCAGGGUGGAUGACUAUCCCACAGCCAUUCGAGUGCGAGAUUACUGUCAGGUCCGCCAAGAAGAAAGCUCUCAUCACAAAAGUUUGGAACGAAGCACAAAAGGGCCUGGAAGGUACCUGA
Messenger RNA from Exophiala aquamarina CBS 119918, 1638 nucleotides. RefSeq lists its product as uncharacterized. NCBI's taxonomy places the organism in Eukaryota, Fungi, Ascomycota, Eurotiomycetes, Chaetothyriales, Herpotrichiellaceae. The coding region runs from base 1 to 1638 and encodes 545 amino acids. Gene Ontology annotation, molecular function: monooxygenase activity; iron ion binding; heme binding. The transcript has 2 exons. The record is from RefSeq and is a predicted model, not a curated record.